This is a messenger RNA of Amphimedon queenslandica, 492 nucleotides long. Its product is annotated as protein ALP1-like. The transcript has a single exon. Lineage: Eukaryota; Metazoa; Porifera; Demospongiae; Haplosclerida; Niphatidae. The record is from RefSeq and is a predicted model, not a curated record. Bases 1 to 492 code for a protein of 163 amino acids.
AUGGCACGCACUGAAAUAAAGCAACCAUUACUGAAUUCAUCAGAUUAUAUAAAUAGAAAAUCUCGUUUUUCUCUGAACAUUGAGGCUCUCUAUGAUUAUUAUUGCUGCUUUUUAAAUGUAGCAGUGAAAUGGACUGACUCAGUUCAUGAUGCUAGAAUGUUUAGUCAGUCCAGAUUGAAUGAACUCUUAAAGAAUGAAGUUAUACCUCCAUGCUGGCAAAGAAUUUGUGAUGAAGAUAUACCUAUAUUUAUUAUAGGUGAUCCAGCUUACCCAUCAAUGCCUUACCUUAUGAAGGAAUAUGCGGGUGGUGGAAUGAAUCGUCAAGAGCAGUAUUUUGAUUUCAGAUUGUGUAGCACAAGAAAUGUUACUGAAUGUGCCUUUGGUCGAUUAAAAGCUAGAUUUGCAUGUUUAAAGCAUGCAAUGAAUAUAAACUUGGAUGACAUACCUUUCAUUAUAUAUGCCUGUUUUGUUGUGCAUAACUACUGCGAAUAA